UAGUUACAGAGGGCUAGUUGCAAGAGCUUGAACUGCGAUAGACUAAUUGUGCUUUUUAGUGUCCUUUCCUGCUUUGCUGUCCCUUGUUGCUGGAUUCCUUCAGAUAUGAAUGAUUCUAAAACUGGGAACAUGGAAACACAUUGUGAGACACUUCUAUUUUAGAUUGAAGUUGAUAUCCUUAAUGCCAGCAACAAGUCUCCAGUUGUGAAAGCUCUUGCUGGUGGGGAAAGGACUCUGCGAAAGGCACAGAAGAUCUCAACAGUACCACAAUUUGUUAGGUGUGAGAAUCAUCCCCUACUUUCUUAAUAUUGUUAGGGUUCUGAGAAACCAAAUUCAUCAUACUUGAAGACGUUACUUGAAUUUCUGGGAAAGUGGAAAUAAGGAUCUUGGCCAAUAUGACUGAAAUCACAACUGAAGGUUACCCAGCAACCACCACCACAUUUGAUAACAAGAAUGGAACUGUCCCAAAACCUCUGGCAAAGGUAUCAAAGAAAUCUGUCUCUGAUGAGCUUGCUACAACUUUCAGCUCUCCAGCAGCAUGGCUCCUAGUUGUGGCUUUAAUUGUAACCUGGUCAGCCGUGGCCAUUGUGAUGUUUGACUUGAUGGACUACAAGAGCUUUAUUGGAGGUUUUAAAGAAUUAAGUUCAGACCCUAAGAAAGUCAUAAAUGAGGCUGUGGAAGAUACCUCAGAUUGGAUCUAUGGUUUUAUAUCUGUGCUAAGUGAUAUAUUUACAACAACAGACUACCCUGAUGACGAAAUGGAUGAAGCUGAAAUUGAACCUCACUCAAAAAAGAAAGGAGUUCUUCGCCCCCCAGCUAAACGAAAAGGUGAAGCUCAUCCGCCAUCUAAACGAAAAGAAACUAAAAAACAAAAACCUGAAAGGAAGAUAAAAGCAAAAGAAGAAAAAAAACAAAAAGCUCCAUCAAAAGAUAAAAAAGUGAAAGUACACAAACAUGAAGACAAGGUGAAGCUCAAAGCAUUGAAAAAAAUGACAUUGGAAAAAAAGGUGGAGAAAGUAAAGAAAGUGGAAAAAAAACCGAGCAAAGAGGAAAAGAUAAAGCCAAAGCUCCAAGUGAAGGAGAAGGCAACAAAACGUGAGAAACCUAAAGAUGAAACAGAUAAAAGAGGUAAAAAGAAAGACACGAAGGAGCCUGUGGAAUUAAAGAGUGAGAAAAAAGACAAAAAGAAGGAAAAAGUGAAAGAAACUAAAGAAGGCAAGCCAAAACCAAAGGAUAAAGGAUUUUCAGCGGCUCCUGCAGUCACUCCAGCUCCGGAACUAGUAAAAUCUCCAGAAAAGAAACCACCACUAAAGAAACCUGCAGGAUCAGUCGUUCACAAAAAGAAGGAUGCUGUCACUGAUGCCAAACCCAAAGCAAUUAAAAAACCAGAUGUGACACCAAAGAAAAAAGAUGCUGCCCCAUUAAAACUAGAGAAAGGGAAAUCUCAAGCAGCAAAACCAGCAGCAAAACCUACCAAAGAGAAGACAGCUCCUACAUCACCAAAAAAAGCAGAAAAGAAAUCGCCUCCUCCAGCUAUCAAAGCAACAAAAGCUGAAAAGGAACAUGUUGACCAGAUGACAAAAAAACCAGCAGAAGCUACAACUACAAAACAAAAAGCAGCCAAAGAUGCAUCAGUCAAACCUGCAGCAGCAGUGAAAUCAGAGAAAGGUAUUAAAGAGAAAGAGAAGAAAAAGAAACCUGCUGUUGCUGACAAAGAGAAAGAAAAGCUGGCUGCAGCUGGAAAAGCUAAACUUGCAAAGGAUAAAGCUCCUGAAAAAGCAAAGGACAAGAAACCUACUCUUGUUGAAAAAGCUAAACCUGCAAAAGAGAAAACACCAGACAAACAGGGAAAACCUGAAAAAGCAGUGUCAAAGAAAGAAAAGCCAAAGCCUAGUAAAGUGAAAGUUGGGCCAUCUGAAGGCAAAGAAAAAAAGCCUGAAAAGGGAAAGCAGAGACAGACUCCAAUCAAGUCAAAACCGAAAGAGCCGAAAGUUGUCAAAGAGAAAAAAACACAUCUUUCAUCAGCAGAGUCAGAAAAGCUGAAGAAAGCAAAAUCAAGUCCGGCAGCCACAAAAAAAGAGAAAACAUCCAUGAAGCAGCCAAAGCCAAAAACUACAAAAGAAGAGGCCAAAGCUGUGAAGAAAACGAAACAAAAACCUACGAAGGAAGCAGUUCAGCCAAAAGCAACGGAGGCCAAAGCUGUGAAGAAAACGAAACAAAAACCUACGAAGGAAGAGGCCAAAACUGCGAAGCAAGUGAAACGGAAACCUACAAAGGAAGAGGCCAAAACUGUGAAGCAAGUGAAAGAAAAACCUACAAAGGAAGCAGUACAGCCAAAAGCAACAGAGGCCAAAGCUGUGAAGAAAACGAAACAAAAACCUACGAAGGAAGAGGCCAAAACUGUGCAGAAAGUGAAACAAAAACCUCCGAAGGAAGAAGCCAAAACUGUGAAGCAAGUGAAAGAAAAACCUACAAAGGAAGCUGAAAAGCACAAAGUAACAAAACCAGAAAGUAUGAAGCAUGUGAAAGAAAAAUCUACAGAGAAAGGAAAACCAAAAGUAACAAAAGCGGAAACCAUGAAGCAAAAAAAACCAAAGCCUGCAAAAAAAGAGGCAGAUUCCGCGAAGAAAAUUAAACCAAAACCCACAGAGAAAGCAAUAAAGCCAAAAGUAAAAGAGGCAGAGACCAAGAUGAAAAUGAAACCAAAAUCUGCAAAGAAAGAGGCAGAUACUGUGAAGCAAGUGAAACCUCAAACUGCAAAGAAAGAGGCAGUCACCAAGAAGCAAGUAAAACCAACACCCACAGAGAAAGCAUUAAAGUCAAAUGUAACAGGGGCAGAUGUUGUGAAACAAGUGAAACCAAAAGUUGCCAAGAAAGAAGAAGAAACUGUGAAGCAGAUGAAACCAAAACCUGCAACGAAAGCAGAAACUAUGAAGCAUGUGAAACCAAAACUUAAAGAGAAAGCUAAACCACCACUCCACAAAAUAUCAGCUGGUUCAACAAAGCAAACAGCAGCACAGAAACCUUCUCCGGUAAAUGUAGGACCUUCCAAACUUGCUGUCAAAACAGAGACACCUACUGUCCUCAAAGCAGGGCAAAGUUCAGUUGCAAGGAUGAAGUCUCCAGCAAAUCUGCGAUUCUUCCAGUGCGUGUCCCUUGAUUCUCCCAAUGGAUAUGGGCCUAUGUCAAACGUUUUCUCAUCUCUCCAAAGUCCUGCAAUAAGCAAACAAAGCCUCAAGCAGAGUGGAGAUUCUGAAAGGAAAGUCAGAUCUCCAGGACAUUAGAUAAACAGAUAACGAGACUACAUGGGAAACUAUUCUACACAUUUUAUACUGAAACUUUCAGUUCUCCUGCUCUGCUCUGUUUGCAGAGCUGUAUUCGCAGAGAUCACUGAGAAGAACAAAAUACUUCAAUGUUGACUACAGAUAUGUAAAGCAGGAAAGAUAAUCAGUUUGAAUGGACUGUAAUAUUACUUCAGGUUGGAAGACUUAAAUAUUUAACACCUAUCAAUCCUGCGGUGCUACAGCAUUAAAUUGCUCCUUACAGCUAUAUGCAAUACUGACAAGUGCCUGCAUCUCUUACUCCUCUUCAUGGCUUCUUGCAAGCUCCAAGGUGUUAUAGAAACAUAGAAUCACUACAGUGUGGAAGCAGGCCAAUUCGUCCAUCAAGUCCACACCAACCCUCUGAAGAGCAUCCCAACCAGACUCAUCCUCCUGGUCUACACCUGUAAUCCUACAUUUCCAAUGGCUCACCCACCUAACUUGCACACCUUCGGACUGUCAGUUUAAAAUUGCCCUCUGAAUGCUCGUAAAAUGCAACACCCCUGUAGCUAUGAUUUUAUUCAGUUCAAGCUACUUAUCUUUAAUGAUUUGUUAAUUGCCUGAUAUGCAGAAAACUAACAUUUAGAUGGUCUUUCUCCCUCUUCCAUGUCUACUUUAAGCAGGGAAAAAGUGAGUUCCAUCAGAAUUCUUGUUUAUCUGCUCCAAUUGUCCUUGUGCUUUUACUCAAUGAGUUCUGAAUAAUGCUACUAAAGAUACAAUAUUCAAUAGUGUGUAUAAACUGUGAAGGGUUUCCAAUAAUCUCUAUAUAUUAUAACAAAUGCCAAUGGACAACAAAACUGUCCAUCCAAAUUUUCAGUGUGGUAUUAGUAUUGACAUUAUGCUCUGAAGCAUUAGAGUUAAAACAAAAUUUUCCAGAAAGCAGAUUGUUCUUACGGCAUUAAUUGCCCUUCAGCACUCAAAAGCACUGUUGUGAUUAACUACCAGAUGGAAACCUUCACACAGAACACUCAGUAUUUUACUUAUCCUAUCCAAAAGCUUUGAUAUAUUUAUUCUGACAGUGCAUGGUUUUGCUGGAAAUGACUUCACUUUCUGCUCCCUGCUUCUGCAACUGUAUUUCGUACAUUCUAUUAUGCUCUGAAAAAGAAAAUGCAGUUAUUUGUCAGCAUGUGACUUGAAUUAUCCUUUAAAGCAUGCAAUUAUUUAAAACAAGGAGGAAUAUCACAAUCUGGAUUUAGGCAACUGUUGCAGAAGCACACAUAGCAAAUAUGUUUUUGGAGCAUGGAAGGUCAUGAUUUGGUGAUCUGUGUAUUCUUGUGCAUUACUGAAUGCCAACAAGAAUCGUAAAAGAGAUGAAAGUGUUGUAUUUAUUGCAGACAACUGCAUUUGACUUAAAUCUAGAAUAGUCAGAAUUUUGCUUGAUUCUGAUUUCGGUCUAGUUCAGAAAGAUUUAUCAAGAUUCAAGAGGAAUGGUACCAACAAUGCAACAAUAGAUAUAUUUUCAUUUGGAACUAAGUAUUUUAAAUCUUUUUUACACAAUUUAUAAUAGAGAUUUAUAGAUAUUGACAUUGC
Hemiscyllium ocellatum (epaulette shark) is the source of this 4850-nucleotide messenger RNA. RefSeq names its product triadin (gene trdn). The record is from RefSeq and is a predicted model, not a curated record. Gene Ontology annotation, cellular component: sarcoplasmic reticulum; membrane. NCBI's taxonomy places the organism in Eukaryota, Metazoa, Chordata, Chondrichthyes, Orectolobiformes, Hemiscylliidae. Gene Ontology annotation, molecular function: signaling receptor binding. The coding region runs from base 396 to 3284 and encodes 962 amino acids. The transcript is spliced from 58 exons.